UUCCAUUUCUUUGGCAUGAGAGAAAAUAAUAAAGAUCAGGAAAAAGAAAAGGCACGUCGAUUUGCCGGACUGUUACAGCAUAUUGGCAACUCUACAUAUGAAUAUGCUCUGCUGCCAUUGGUUCAUUCACAGCCUCUUCCUGUUUCGCACGUUUGUAGGAGUCUCCUUGGUGGUACAAAUCAGAUCCGGAUAAAAAUGUCUGCAUAUUGUGAGCCUGCCAUCAUGAGCUGUGGCGUGAGCGAAGACACGAAGAAGGAGAGGAAAGUGGCUCUCAUUACUGGCAUUACUGGACAGGAUGGGUCAUACCUGGCGGAAUUUCUGCUCUCCAAAAGAUAUGAGGUUCAUGGUAUUUUGAGACGUUCCAGUUCCUUCAACACUGGACGCAUUGAACAUCUGUACCAGAACCCACGGACACAUACUGAAGGCAAUAUGAAGCUGCACUAUGGGGACCUGACUGAUAGCACGUGUCUAGUCAAGAUCAUUAACCAAGUCAAGCCAACGGAGAUCUACAACUUGGGUGCUCAGAGUCAUGUCAAGAUCUCCUUUGAAUUGGCUGAGUACACUGCUAAUGUGGAUGGUGUGGGAACGCUUCGUCUUUUGGAUGCUAUAAAGACAUGUGGUUUGACCAACACCGUCAAGUUUUAUCAGGCCUCCACUAGCGAGUUGUACGGAAAAGUCCAGGAAAUCCCACAGUCGGAAACUACACCCUUUUACCCUCGCUCACCCUAUGGCGCUGCGAAAUUGUAUGCCUACUGGAUUGUGGUAAACUUCAGAGAAGCCUACAACAUGUUUGCUGUCAAUGGGAUCCUCUUUAACCACGAGAGUCCAAGGAGAGGGUCCAACUUUGUGACACGGAAGAUCAGCCGUUCGGUGGCAAAAAUUCACUUGGGCCAACUGGAGUGCUUCAGUCUAGGCAACCUGGAUUCUAAAAGGGAUUGGGGCCAUGCCCAAGACUAUGUGAAGGCUAUGUGGUUGAUGCUGCAACAGGAGAAGCCAGAUGAUUUAGUCAUAGCAACAGGGGAGGUGCACAGUGUGAGGGAAUUUGUGGAAGAAGCCUUCAGACAUGUGGGGAAGACUAUCGUGUGGGAUGGGAAGGAUGAACAGGAGGUGGGCUGUUGCCAAGACACAGGAGUUGUGCAUGUGAAGGUGGAUCCAAAGUAUUUCCGCCCAACUGAAGUGACUUGACUCAGGACUUACCUGUUUCAACUUUUGACUUGAGUGGAAGACUGACACUUAUUUGUAACCUGCAAAGCAAGGACUUCGUCCCACCACUGCUAAUAAGCUUCUCGACAUGGACUACUCACUCACAAGUUACAUACUGUUCACAACCAUUAACAAGCAAAUUUGCAUGUUUUUAGAAUGGCAUUUUAUAUUUUUAAUGCAGUAUUAAAAUUUUGUUUUUGUUCUUUUCUGUCAUUCAUUGAUCCACUAAAAAGUAUCUGCACCCUGCCAUCUAUACACAAUGCACUAUAUUUUGUAAAGUUAAAACAAUAAAAUACAGUACCUUCAUUUUUAUAACCAUAAGAUGUUAGCAAGUCUGCAGACAUUGUUUUUUCCUCACUUUUCAGGUUCUUGUUCUUUUCACCGCCUUUCUGAAGGUUAUCCAUCCUUUUUAACAAAAUGUAGCAAAAAUACUUUAUCCUGACGUCAUCUGAGGUCUUGUCUGACAUCUCGUGAACCAUGUGAGAACGCUUCCCUUGCAUCUUUUUUUGUGUGCAUUUCAAUUUGGAAACAUGCAAUUGAUGCCAUUGUUUUGGUUUUGCCAAGUUGUCAGUCUUAAGUCUUUCAGCAUUUGCAUUUCAGCCAGUAUUGAAGUUCAUAUGAGUUUAGUGUCCCCUGAAUUUUUUGUUGUUUUGUACAUGUUCCAAAUUGUAGCUCGUUUGUUUACAUGUGAUACAUAGUGUCAAUUAAAUGUGCUCACGUCUUUCACUAUACUGGUACUUUAUAUGACCAGGAAGCCAUUUCACUUCUCAUUAGAUUCCAUAGUCCAUACUAUGG
Molecule: messenger RNA, 1998 nt
Organism: Syngnathoides biaculeatus (alligator pipefish)
Lineage: Eukaryota; Metazoa; Chordata; Actinopteri; Syngnathiformes; Syngnathidae
Gene: gmds
Product: GDP-mannose 4,6-dehydratase
Exons: 12
Coding region: 16-1185 (389 amino acids)
Biological process (GO): GDP-mannose metabolic process
Molecular function (GO): GDP-mannose 4,6-dehydratase activity
Source: RefSeq, a predicted model, not a curated record